Molecule: messenger RNA, 2567 nt
Organism: Brassica napus (rape)
Lineage: Eukaryota; Viridiplantae; Streptophyta; Magnoliopsida; Brassicales; Brassicaceae
Exons: 2
Coding region: 405-1061 (218 amino acids)
Source: RefSeq, a predicted model, not a curated record
CUAGUUCUGGAAAUCAGAUUUUCUAUAGCUUUUAUUUUAGUGCUUUGGAUAUCUUUCCAAAGAAAUCACAGCAAUUUUUUAAAAAGUUACAGGCAAAAUAUCUACAGCAUAAAUCUUUAAAAGAAAAAAAAAACAAAGUUACAUCACUAACCAAUCAACCCCAUUAUUUACUAUAUCUUUUUGUCAACUAGUUAUAUCAUUUAGUUUUUUUUCUAAAUAUAUCUUUCUACAAUGAAUUGAACCAAUAAAUUUGAGGUUAAUUGGGCAUGCUGUAUCCUCUUGUUAUUUGUAUAUAUAUGUAGAAAUCAUCAUUAUAGGAUUUCCUAAGACUUCAAUUAAAUCAAACUCUCUGUUAUUAUAUCUUCUUUCUCCUCUUUUCUUUUGAUCAGUCAAAAUUUAAUACAAUGAGAUCGGAAUCUGAAACACUAGUAGAUCAGCCAAAACCCCUUACACUAGAAGAGAUGAAACAACGAAAAGGGGACCUGAUAACAUGCUUCGUAGCCUGCUAUUUUGUCCUCUUGAUAUGUUGCUUUUUGAUACUUCUCAGUAUGCUAGUGCCCCAAAUCAAAAUAGUUCAUAUGAGUUUUACAACCGAGCUUAAUAAUAAUAGUACAACACAACAAGUUCAUUAUCUUCCUCUAGUUAGUGCUAGAUGGGAUUUACUGAUAAGAGUGCCCGGAAAACUUGUUGGUGAUUACAUAUGCCUCCAAGGAAACCUCCAAGCCUCUUUCCUUUACAAGAAUGUUACUCUUGUUACUUCCUCUGUCCAAAGUUACGGGAAACUCGAAGUAGGCGUGCCUCAACUUCUCAAUAUUUCUGCGGUUGCUACUGAAGAAGAUUUAGGAGGUGCAGCUGGCAUGGGAGAGAUUAUGGAGGCUAUAAAAGAGAGGACUGAAUUGCGGUUUGGAUCGCGGUUGUCACUUACGGAUUGUAGGGAGGAGACAGAGGAAGGUGCACUGAGCUAUGACUGUGAAGACACCAUGUUGAAGUUUGAGCAAGGCUCAAAUCAUAUUAAGGCGACUACUUUUGGGAAGCACGCAAGUUGCAUUGUUAAUCUUUAGUUUGCUAAGUUGUUAAGUCAUCACUAAAUUUGUGAUUUACCUAAUACUUUCAUUCGGAUUUGGCUUCUUGAUUUUGUUGUCGUUAUUUGAAUUUUCUGAUGAACUUAAUGUUUGUAAUAAUAUAGAUGGGUCUUGAGCUAAUCUUGAAUUUACCCAAACCGGAGUUGCUGUUGUAGCUCGUAUAUUGGCGCAUGUACUAACUGACCAUCAAGCAUAUAAAAUCAAAUGCAAUAGUACUAUAUUAAAAAUUAAUACUGUCAUUCGUUUUAAGCCUGAUAGAUGCCAUGUUGACAAUUUUAGUCCAGUAUUAUCCAACAUUAGAUAUAUCAGUGUGUUAUGCAUUAUAGAAUUUGAUUCCGAAUGCUUAAGCAUACAUACAUUAGGCGAAAAUUUGACCACCCAACAAUAUUUCUGCCAGAAAAGUACAAUAUAUACAUACUUUUAUCAGGCAAUCAACUGUUGAUAUACCAUACUCAUUAAUGUCUCCAUCCGCUAAUAUUAUUAUUUUUUUUGAAAAAAUACUAUUAAUUUGAACCAUAUAACCACUUAGCACAAACUUAGCUGUGAUCUAAUGAUCAUAUUAUCAAUUUACAUUGAUGCUGACCUCAUAAUUAGUCUAAGAAUCAGCAACAUAUGAUGAAACUCAACAAAAAGAAAUGAGUGCGUUCGUAAAAGAACAUAUGACCUUGGCAGUAGUUGGGAAUCAGAUCAUUUGAUGUAACUACUACGUAUACAAGAUCUGUUUCGUUGGGCAAGUGAUAUUAUCAUUAUAAUUAUUUGUAAAAGUUGGAUAGGUUUCUUGUUUUUAAUGUAAGUAAAGGUAAUUUUUAAGACCAAAAAAAAUAUAAGUAAAGGCAAAAUCCCCAAUACUGAGCUCAAAUUGUGAAAACGAUGUGGUCCUUGCAGCGUGCGACACCUGUACCGAGAUGUGAAAAGAUGAAAAAUGCUAAUGUUAGUAUUUAAAUGUAUUAGUAUUAGCUUAAUAAAAAAGCAUCCAAUAGUGGAUAACCACUUGGUCACGCAGACUAGUUAUUAUUACAAUAAUAAAAUGACUAAAAAACGCCGGGAACGAAUAAAGUAAAAGCAAGAAAGCGCACCAAACAAAGUAAUGUUAAUAAAUUACGAUGGUUUUAGUAACUUUUUGUCCUAAACUUUUACCCAUUUACUUCAAAAAUUAGUACUAAUACAAUUUGUUUUGAUUAAAUAAUUAAGCACAUCUUGUCCGAGAGGAGCUGGCAACCGACAGAGAUGCUGGUUGUCCACAGAUGUACUGGGGAAACUCACUUUGACGGACACCGGAUCUGUAGGUUGUCAGUUAACAUGGACACGUGUUAAGAUCUUAUAGUAUAUCUCUUUUUGUACACAUCUCAUUUUAUAUCUACAAGACCCAAUAACUUCACUUCUUUCUUGCAGAGAUGCCUAAAUCUGCAACUACACCAAGAGCAUCAUUUACUAAUCCCAUAAUAAUGUAUCACGAAAUACUAUACCAGAAUGUUAUAAGUAAUC